AUGCAAGACAUCGAGGACACGGGCUAUCCAGGUGCUGCUUCAGCAAGCAAGUCAAUCACCGUGAAGCUGCCCAAGAUCGUACCCAAAGAUGUAGAAGGCUUCAAGACCACUUAUGAGGCUCACGUCAAGGAUCGAGAGGCGCAGGGCAUUCCGCCGCUGCCGUUGGAUGCAAAGCAGGUGCAGUGUGUGGUGGAGCUGCUGAAGGCCCCUCCGGCAGGCCAGGAGACAUUCCUCUUGGAGCUGCUGCGGAGCCGUGUUCCACCAGGGGUUGACGAUGCCAGCUACGUCAAGGCCAACUUCUUGCGGAGGAUCGUGGUCGGUGCGGAGAGAAGCCCAGUCAUCACCAAGGCACAGGCGGUGGAGAUGCUUGGGUGGAUGCAGGGAGGCUACAACGUGCAGCCUUUGGUGGAGGCCCUGGACCUAGAUCAGGAGCUGGCCGAGUUGGCUGUGACAGGUUUGUCACGUACCCUGCUCAUGUUUGAUGCUUUUUAUGAUGUUGAAGACAAGAUGAAGGCAGGAAAUGUGUUUGCAAAGAAGUUGAUGGAGUCCUGGGCAAAGGCUGAGUGGUUCAGCAGCAGGAAGGGCAUCCCGGACAAGGUCACAUUGACGGUCUUCAAAGUCACGGGCGAGACGAACACGGAUGAUUUGUCCCCGGCACCCGACGCCUGGUCCAGACCUGACAUUCCUUUGCACGCCCUGGCCAUGCUCAAGUUCCCACGGGAAGGCAUCACGGAUGCCUCAAAGCAGAUCGCCGAGCUGAAAAAGAAGGGCUUCCCCUUGGUCUACGUGGGGGACGUCGUAGGAACUGGCUCCUCCAGAAAGUCAGCGACAAAUUCCAUCCUGUGGUACAUGGGCGACGACAUCCCUUUCACGCCGAACAAGAGGACUGGUGGAUUCGUCUUCGGGACUGUGAUAGCUCCCAUUUUCUUCAACACCAUGGAGGACUCGGGUGCGCUACCAGUUGAGAUGGACGUGAAGGACAUGAACAUGGGGGACGUCGUUGAUGUCUGCUUCAGAGAAGGAGUCGUCAAGAAACAUGGCACUGACACGAUCGUGUCGAAAUUCUCCUUGAAAUCGGAGGUCUUGCACGAUGAAGUACAGGCUGGAGGACGCAUACCUCUGAUCAUCGGGCGAGGGCUGACAGGAAAGGCCAGGGAAGCACUGCAGUUGGAGCCCUCCCAAGCUUUCAGAUCCAUGAAGCAGCCGGACGUGAAAGUGAAAGGCUACACUCUCGCCCAGAAGCUGGUGGGUAAGGCCUGCGGCGUGGCUGGUGUGGUGCCCGGCGCCUACUGUGAGCCCAGCAUGGGCGCUGUAGGAUCCCAGGACACGACUGGCCCCAUGACCAGAGAUGAGCUAAAGGAUCUUGCCUGCCUCGGCUUCUCUGCUGAUCUGACGAUGCAGUCUUUCUGCCACACCGCAGCCUACCCCAAACCAGUCGACGUCACCACGCACCAGACGCUGCCGAAGUUCAUUGCUGACAGAGGUGGCGUGGCUUUGCGACCGGGCGAUGGCAUCAUCCACUCGUGGUUAAACCGGAUGUUGCUACCGGACCAGGUUGGAACGGGUGGUGACUCGCACACUCGCUUUCCCCUGGGCAUCUCUUUCCCGGCGGGCUCAGGCCUGGUCGCCUUUGCGGCUGCCACCGGGGUGAUGCCUCUUGAUAUGCCCGAGAGCGUUCUCGUCCGCUUCAGCGGGAAGAUGCAGCCAGGCGUCACCUUGAGAGAUCUGGUUCACGCGAUCCCAUACUUUGCCAUUCAGAAGGGCCUCUUGACGGUCGAGAAGAAAGGCAAGGUAAAUGUCUUCAACGGCCGUGUGCUCGAGAUCGAAGGUCUGCCAGAUCUGAAGUGCGAACAGGCUUUUGAACUUUCAGACGCCUCCGCCGAGCGCUCUGCAGCUGGCUGUACCAUCAAACUCAACAAGGAGCCCGUCAUCGAGUACCUGAAGUCGAACAUCGUCCUCCUCAAAUGGAUGGUCGCCAAAGGCUACAGUGACCCGCGAACUCUCGCACGGCGCGUGGCCAAGAUGGAGGCCUGGCUGGCAAACCCGCGGCUCAUGGAGGCAGACAAGGAUGCCGAGUAUGCUGCUGUUCUUGAAAUCAACAUGGACGAGAUCAGAGAGCCGAUUCUUUGCUGCCCAAAUGAUCCCGAUGAUGCCAAGACGCUUUCCGCGGUGCAAGGUGCCAAGAUCGACGAGGUUUUCAUUGGUUCUUGCAUGACCAACAUCGGACACUACCGCGCUGCGGGCAAGAUGCUGGCGCAAUGCGAGAGACAACUCCCCACCCGGCUGUGGAUAGCACCUCCGACCAAAAUGGAUCAGGAGCAGCUGACCAAGGAAGGCUUCUAUGCGAUUUACGGCAAGGUUGGGGCUCGAACUGAGAUGCCGGGGUGCUCGCUGUGUAUGGGAAACCAGGCCCGUGUCGCAGACGGCUGCACUGUGGUGUCCACCUCCACUCGCAACUUCCCGAACCGCCUCGGCAAGGGUGCGAACGUGUACCUGGCCUCAGCUGAACUUGCUGCAGUCUCGGCCAUGCUGGGAAGGCUCCCAACGACAGAAGAGUACCUGAAAUACCAUACAGAGCUGGGCAAGAACGAGGCCCAAAUCUAUAAGUACUUGAACUUUGACCAAGUGGAAGACUACUCGGACGUGGCAGCAAUGGUACAGGAUGGUGAGGCAGGGAGCUGCGUGGCACCAUGCAAGGCUUCGACUGGCCGGGCCGCUUUGGUGAAAACCCCCACUGGCCGGAUGAGGACAACCAUUGUGCUUGACAAGCAGCAGGUGGUUGGGAGUGGGCGCAAGGACUCGAGAGGCCGAGGCAGCAUUACGCCGCACUCGGCGGCUUCGUCGAGGAGGAUGACCUUGAGGUUCGGUGUCGAGAAAGGUGCCCAGAAGCAGGAGCCACGUACACCUCGCAAAGCCGCCGAAAAGCAAGAAGAUUCCGCGGAUCCUGGCCUGGUGAAGUCCGAGCCUGAAGCCACGCCAGAAGAGCCGCGGCGGCCUGAUGUCGAGAUGGUGGAGCUGCAAAGGCAGCUCGAUGUGUCUUGCCAGCAGAAGGCAGCGAUGGAAAACCAGCUGGAGGUGGCCUGGGAGUUGGUGGCCGAGCUCCGGGGCCGUUUGGUGGAUACCCUCGAGCAGGGCAAGCAAUCCGCAGAGUCGGAACCUGCCACCGUGGUCAGAGCUGGGAAGAAGGAGAACGGGAGCCAGAUGCAGACAGCUCAGGGGCAGCUGCAGCCAACCGAAAGCAACUCCCGUCUCGUGGCUCAGGCCGAUGCCCUUGCGGUGGCUUCCCGCGCGGCCAUGGAUGCAGCCAAGGCUGUCCAGCGCGCGAAGUACCAAAGCGGCAUCGCCGCACUGCCCUGGAGCUCCUCGCGGCUGGCGGCGCGCAUGACGCACCGGCCAGGCGGUCCGGCUCUGUGCUCUCUGCUCUCGUUUUUGUAG
Molecule: messenger RNA, 3435 nt
Organism: Symbiodinium sp. CCMP2456
Lineage: Eukaryota; Dinophyceae; Suessiales; Symbiodiniaceae
Source: the annotation of a GenBank genome assembly